UCAGGCCAGGAGCGCUUUGGAAAUAUGACUAGAGUAUACUACAAGGAGGCAGUUGGUGCUUUCGUGGUCUUUGAUGUCACAAGAAGCUCCACGUUGGAGGCUGUUUCAAAAUGGAAGCAUGACUUGGACAGUAAAGUAGUACUUCCCAAUGGCAGCCCCAUUCCUGCAGUGCUUCUUGCAAACAAGUGUGACCAAAAGAAAGAUGGCAGUCACAAUACCUCUCAAAUGGACCAGUUCUGCAGAGAAGGUGGCUUUGUUGGAUGGUUUGAAACAUCUGCCAAGGACAACAUCAACAUAGACGAAGCUGCUCGAUUCUUGGUGGAAAACAUCCUUGCCAACUACAAAACCUUUCCUAAUGAAGAGAAUGAUGUGGGGAAACCAAAACUGGACCUAGACCCAUUGAAAGCAGAGAGUAAAUCCCAGUGCUGCUAAUGCUACAACUGUUCAGUAAAUGUGAUGCGAUGAGCAGCAAGACUGUUCCUUAAAUCAAACUGCUGCUAUGGUGCUGUGUUGUGACCAUCCAUAUGGGGUGUCUGGUAUUAUCUGAAUAGGUGAUUCUUGUGGGUGUUUACAUAUUCUUGUUUAGCAUGAAACUGAGUAUCUUAUCACUCCACUUGCCUGACUGGCUGCAUCUAAGUCUGAUUAGUGUCUUCUUACUUGAGAACAUAAGGUAGUGUUUACACUCCUAAAAAGGAACAAAGACAACAUUCAGUGUCUAGCUUGCUUCUAGGACAUAUGCUACAUUCCAAAUAGGACUCACUCAUCAUGGUUUUAGCUGGAUAGACACUUGCACCUUU
Pterocles gutturalis (yellow-throated sandgrouse) is the source of this 797-nucleotide messenger RNA. RefSeq names its product ras-related protein Rab-32-like. Gene Ontology annotation, biological process: melanosome organization; intracellular protein transport. NCBI's taxonomy places the organism in Eukaryota, Metazoa, Chordata, Aves, Pterocliformes, Pteroclidae. The transcript is spliced from 2 exons. The record is from RefSeq and is a predicted model, not a curated record. Gene Ontology annotation, cellular component: melanosome; trans-Golgi network; mitochondrion. Gene Ontology annotation, molecular function: GTP binding; GTPase activity. The annotation marks the transcript as partial.